GAAGUCCGGAUUGCGCGAUUGCUGGUGCUGCAUUUGGGUGCAUGGUGGCGGUAGCGAGUCGCCUGCACCCAUCCGCGGUGUUUGUGUGCAUGAAAGAGUGUGUGUGUGUGUGUGUAUGUGUAUGUGCGUGUGAAUGUGUAUGUGUCGGGCUCUCCACUAUAUCGAAGAUGGCGGUGUCCGUGUUUCCCGGCGUGCGGCUCCUCUCGAUCGGAGACGCAAACGGAGAGAUACAGCGACAUUCUGAACAGCAGCCGCUACGGUUGGAGGUGAAAACCACACCAGACGCAGCCUUGAUAAAUCUCUCCAACACAGAGGAAACGUGUGUGUUCAAGUGCUCGUUGUCACGGGAGACGGAGUGCAGCCGCGUGGGGAAGCAGUCCUUCAUCAUCACCCUGGGCUGCAACAGUGUCCUCCUGCAAUUCUCCUCCCCGGCAGAUUUCUCCUCCUUCAGUAACAUCCUGAAGAACUGCCGUGGCCACAGCACCGAGAGAUCGGUGUUCAGUGACAGGACAGAGGAGUCUUCCGCUGUGCAGUACUUCCAGUUCUAUGGCUACCUCUCCCAGCAGCAGAACAUGAUGCAGGACUAUGUGCGGACAGGAACAUAUCAGCGAGCCAUUCUCCAGAACCACACAGACUUUAAGGACAAGGUGGUGCUGGACGUGGGUUGUGGCUCAGGGAUCCUCUCCUUCUUUGCGGCCCAGGCGGGGGCCCGGAAGGUGUACGCGGUGGAGGCCAGCACCAUGGCCCAGCAUGCCGAGCUGCUGGUGAACAGCAACGGGCUGCAGGAGCGCGUGCAGGUGAUCCCUGGGAAGGUGGAGGAGGUGUCGCUGCCCGAGCAGGUCGACAUCAUCAUCUCCGAGCCAAUGGGAUACAUGCUCUUCAACGAGCGCAUGCUGGAGAGCUACCUGCACGCCAAGAAGUUCCUCAAACCCAGCGGUAACCUGUUCCCCACCAUCGGCGAUGUGCACCUGGCCCCGUUCACGGAUGAACAGCUGUACAUGGAGCAGUUCACCAAGGCCAACUUCUGGUAUCAGCCAUCCUUCCAUGGUGUGGACCUCUCCGCUCUGCGUGGUGCUGCUGUGGACGAGUAUUUCCGCCAGCCAUCGUGCCUACUUUGCAUGUUUAAUUGGGGAACGUUGGCGUGGUUUUUCUCGGCAGUUUGUCUGCAGAAGGGCUGCUUGUUCUUUCAGGGGAGGCUGGAGAAAGUGACGCGUGCUCCCUCCUGGUUCCUCCCCACAGGAGCGUCCGUGGGCCAGGCCGGGCCCAGCAGCAGCCAGUUCACCAUGGGCGGCCCCCCUAUCUCCAUGGCCUCCCCGAUGGCCAUACCUAGCAACACCAUGCACUACGGGAGCUAAGACCUCUCACCUCUCACCCCCCCCCCCCCCCCGCCCCUCAACUGACAACAGCCAGAACAAAACCAAAACCGACUACCCCCGCCCCCCCGCCCCUUGUCGUCAAGACCCUCCCUGUCACGUGUUCUCGUCUUUUUCGUCCUCCGAUCGCCCUUGCUGUUUCAGUCCUUCAUCCUUCACUCGUUUGCCUUCCCCCCCCUUUUUUCCCGCCAUGCUCAGGCCAGCCACAAGGUGGCAGCACUUCUCCGCUGACGGAUUCGUACCGAAGAGACGGCCACACGUGAAGCAAACGGAUGCACGCGCACAGACAGACAUGCACACUCACACGCGCACGCACACACACACAUACACACACAUGCACACUCUCUCACACACGCACACACACACACACACACAUACACGCACGCACACACACAUACACGCGCACGCAUACACACACACACACGCAUGCACACACACAACACUGUACUCUGCUCUCACAGAAUGCUGCUGUGCUGUGAUUGAAAUGAGUAAUGCACGCACACACACACAAAAUGCUGUACUCUGCUCUCACCGAACGCUGCUGUGCUAUCACUGAAAUAAGUCAAACACAGACACACACUCCCUUUCUCACACACACACACACACACACACACACAAACACGCCAGGCAUGAAACAAAAAGCUGAACUUGUCAGGACUGCACUCCCGGCUGUUCGGGAUGAGCUGUGGAAUAUCUCCGGCUCUUCCUCGGACACCCAGGGCGGCCUGGUCAACCACGGAUCCUCCUCCGCCAUGAACUUUGACCCCUGACGUGAUCACCGCGGUGACCCUGACCCGUCAUCGCGCUCCGCCCCAGGGACUUCUGACUUGAGAACGACCGAGUGACUCUUGAAUAGUACCUCUUCUGUACCUAGUGUUGAUAUCUCCAUGCCAAGUUUACCGCUAGCUUAGCAAAGACAAGCGAGACUCCUGUCUAAAAAUGCACCUCUCAACCUGCCUGUAGGAUCCAGUCCUUUUAUAAUCAAACUGGGCCCCCACCCCACCAAGCCCCCCCCCCCCCCUGCUGGGCCUCGGCCAAUGAGGGUGUGGGAAUCGCGCUGCUUUUCGUAGACGUCAAAGGGAGGAGGGAGCAGAAGAGCUGGGACUUCAGGACUGGGGUCUGCUCUGGAGCAGGUGUACUGCUGGAUCAACAGUUUUACACCCCUGUCUUCUUCCCCCCCCCCCCCCCCCCUGAAUCCCCCUUACACCUCUGAGACUGAAACUGGUCUGGAGCUGCUGGUGCCCCCCGCCCAAAAAAAAACCCCCAAAAGAUUCCACUGAAUCUGCCCGGCAUCCUCACCACACAGGCACUGUUGUCGCCCCGAGUUACGGACAAAAGGACAAACCAGCAAAACCGUACGUUGCUUCCAGUCCAUAGGUAUGAAGACUUUGUUCAAUUCCGGUUUCGCGACUUUUAAAGACAAAGUGAGAUGUCUCUGCUAGUUUGUAGACUUGACUAAUUUCUUUAUUGUCUUUUUUUUUCUUUCACAAAAAAGAUACACAAAAAACAAGCAAAAAAAAAAAAAGGAGCAAAUUAAAUGUUGGUGGAGAAUUCCCUGAAA
This is a messenger RNA of Conger conger (European conger), 2934 nucleotides long. Its product is annotated as histone-arginine methyltransferase CARM1-like. Gene Ontology annotation, biological process: peptidyl-arginine methylation. The coding region runs from base 42 to 1355 and encodes 437 amino acids. Lineage: Eukaryota; Metazoa; Chordata; Actinopteri; Anguilliformes; Congridae. Gene Ontology annotation, molecular function: protein-arginine N-methyltransferase activity. The record is from RefSeq and is a predicted model, not a curated record. The transcript is spliced from 9 exons.